GCCCGGAAGUGAAUCUGCUCGUGUGUCAGUGUGUUGUAGCUGCAGCAGCUUCCUCUGAUACCGAGUCCACAUUCAUUACAGGUCUGAGGUGUUUUAGUGAAGUGAAGUGAAGUGAAGUGAAGAUGCAGAGCUACGACAAGGCGGCGCUGAGCUCGAGGCCCGGACCCGCGGCGGACAGCAGGGGGACUGAUGGAUCUUUACUAGCCGUCCUAAAGACUCUGCUGUUCUUCACCGUCCUGAUGAUCACGCUGCCCAUCGGACUCUACUUCACCUCCAAGAAAUAUCUCUUCGAAGGAUCUCUGGGUUACUCCAGCAACGACAGCUACUUCUACGCCGCCAUCUUGGCCGUGGUGGCCGUGCACGUGGUCCUGGCGCUGUUUGUUUACGUGGCCUGGAACGAGGGGUCGCGGCAGACGAGGGAAGGGAAGCAGGACUGAGCGAGAGCGAAGAGGACGAGGAGAACGGGAGUUUUGAUUCUGAUAAAAAUGAAAGAUUGAACGAAAGAGGGAUCGAGAGAGGUGCGAAACCCACAGGAGACUUUAGAUGCAGUGAAAACACACAAGCGGUACACGUGAACCUCAGGGGUCACCUCAAAGCUUCGGGCGUGUGUGUAGAAUACGUAAAACUCGUGUUGUAGGAAUGUCAAACUUUUAUUUUCUGUGUGUGUAAAACUGUACAAUCCCAGUGUUUCCUCGUUGUUAUGCAGUAAAUAUUCCUAAAGAUAAAGAUUUCUCUAAAAGGUUCUAACAGGUUCUGCUGAUAUCCCAAACUUCUUACAGUAGAGUUCAGUGAGUUACAGAACCAACAACUUUACCGCUUUAGACCCCGAGAGGAAGAAACAAAGAGGAGGAACCUGGUGGACAGUUUGUGUAAAUCACCUGCGACAGUUUGUGGCUCUCGGCUCUUCACACACACCACGCUGUCUAGACUGGAACUGCUGAUUAAAGCCAGAUAGUGAUAGAUAGCAUCAUGUAACAUCACUCACACACACACACACACACACACACUCUCACACACAUUCCCCCCACUCUGAAUCACCUGGAAUGCUUCUGAAAGCAUCUUCUUCCUCAGCGAGCUCAAUAAAUCCUUUCGUCUGUGUCUUUCCUC
Molecule: messenger RNA, 1107 nt
Organism: Clarias gariepinus (North African catfish)
Lineage: Eukaryota; Metazoa; Chordata; Actinopteri; Siluriformes; Clariidae
Gene: vma21
Product: vacuolar ATPase assembly factor VMA21
Exons: 3
Coding region: 123-437 (104 amino acids)
Biological process (GO): vacuolar proton-transporting V-type ATPase complex assembly
Cellular component (GO): endoplasmic reticulum membrane
Source: RefSeq, a predicted model, not a curated record